UAUGGAGAAAGCGAAGCUAUGGUGGGUGCGAUCCAACUGAUACGCAGGGAUGGGUUCGAGCCAGCAUGAGAGGCUCAAGCGGAAUCUUUAUUCCACUUCGGGUAUGCAUCUCUUGUCCGCCGAGAGCAGCGAUUUGUCGAUCCCGAUGGAAAUGCAGCGGCAAAUCCUUCACAGGCCGUGUCCAGCGGCUCUCAACUUCCACUCCACAAUCGCUUGGCUGCGCAGGGAUUCCAUUCCCAGGAGGACCAGCUCCAGUCCAGGUAUUCUCCACAAUCAGCUCGAAUUUGGAGGUCCCCGUCUCCUUCCCUCCACGGAUUCGCUACCAGCAACCUUUCUGCCGGUACCGGCGAACGCAUUUGCGCCACCGCCAGCGAGCGAAGAAGCGGCUGUCCUCCGGAUCCAGGCUCUCUACAGAGGAUCCAGGGUUAGAAGGUCGGCCAUAGCCAAUAAGAAAUGUGUGGUGAAAGUACAAGCAACGUACAGGAUGUGGAGGGAUCGAAGUAGCUACAGAAGGAUGCAAAGAGCCGCCGCGAGGAUCCAGCAGAGUUUCCGGGCUUGGAGAGAGCGGAGGCUGGAAGCUCUGGAGCAAACGCUGCUGUUGGAAAGGAGAUCAGCUCUCGUGAUCCAGGCACACGCUCGCGGGCUUCUCGUCCGGCGUUGGAGGAGAGAACUGGAACAGGAGAAACGAGUUCAGGCUACUGCUGCUACUGCGAUUCAAGCCUUCUACCGAGGGUGGCAAACAAGGAGAAAAAUGGAACAGGAGAAACGAGCUCAGGCUGCUGCUGCUACUGCGAUUCAAGCCUUCUACCGCGGUUUGCAAACAAGGAGAAAAAUGGAACAGGAGAAACGAGAUCAGGCUGCUGCUGCUGCUACUGCGAUUCAAGCCUUCUACCGAGGGUGGCAAACAAGGAGAAAAUUGGAACAGGAGAAACGAGCUCAUGCUGCUGGUGCUACGAUUCAAGCGUUCUACAGAGGUUUGCAAACAAGGAGGCGCUACCUUUUGGUGAAGAGCAGCGCAGCGAGGGUCCAGGCAGCGUACAGGACGUGGAGAUUGUCUCUAAAAAGAGAAAUGGCUGCCACCGUUAUUCAAAGGUUCGUAAGGAGACGCAAAGAAGCUGCUCGGGCGAAAGUUGCCAUCUCUCAGCCGGAGCCCAUGGUGGCGGCUACAGAAGAUUGGAACACUGUCAGAGUGGAGCACUUGGAUCAGUGCCUGGACACUUGCCUUGCGGUGCUAAAUCCUCCUCUUCCGCUAGAGCGGCGGCCAAGCUCGUCUCCAGACCACACGCACAAUGGCCCUGGCUACAAGCAGAGCCUCAACGAGAAGAGACUCCAGCAAGUCGCCAGAGUUUUUCUACUGCAGCACCACAUUGCUCUUCAGCAACAACGCGCAAAGAACGCACCACCAUUCCCUCCAAACCGGAGCCAUCUACAGAACUCUCAAAACCACUACAGGAACUCCCACGUAAACACAAACGCCAGCAACACAACCACAAUCUCGAAGAACAGGAUCGGAGAUGGAGACGUGGUUUUGGAUGUACACUACCUCCUCGAGGAAGUACGUAAGCUCGGUGCCUCCUCCGGCUCGGUGGUGUACAUGCAAAACGACGACUCCACCUUGUUCGGCUCUGCUAGCCAUGAAAUCAUCGACUUCAAACGAAUGAACGCUUUGCUGGUGGUGUUCGUCGCUGUGGUUGUCUACACAAGGAGCAUCUGCCAGGAAGUUUUUGUCUGGGCAAAGCAGUCUACAAAGAAGUAGACCACAAAGCUCUCACCUGGAACAAGCUCGACAGUAACACACAAACUUUAGGAUCCAGAGACUGGAAAUCUAAACACUACAAGUUACAAACAUCAAUACAAAUCUCUACUUGGGACAA
Molecule: messenger RNA, 1874 nt
Organism: Selaginella moellendorffii
Lineage: Eukaryota; Viridiplantae; Streptophyta; Lycopodiopsida; Selaginellales; Selaginellaceae
Exons: 2
Coding region: 50-1756 (568 amino acids)
Molecular function (GO): protein binding
Source: RefSeq, a predicted model, not a curated record